Molecule: messenger RNA, 3435 nt
Organism: Gambusia affinis (western mosquitofish)
Lineage: Eukaryota; Metazoa; Chordata; Actinopteri; Cyprinodontiformes; Poeciliidae
Product: scavenger receptor cysteine-rich type 1 protein M130-like
Exons: 10
Coding region: 7-2568 (853 amino acids)
Cellular component (GO): membrane
Source: RefSeq, a predicted model, not a curated record
UGGGACAUGAACUCAGCUGCUACGGUUUGUGCUGAACUGGACUGUGGUUCUGCUGUUUCAGCAAGAGAUUCAAAGGAAACUCCAAUGAGACCAGUUUGGAGGAUCAUGUCUGGCUGUUUGAAGUCAAGAUCUGCAUUAAAAAACUGUUUACCUUAUGAUGAAUACAAUGAUCAGAGCCUUAGGUUCAUCUGCUCAGACUCAGUCAGGCUGGUUCAAGGGACCAACCGGUGCUCAGGCAGACUGGAGGUGAAGACCGACCAGUCGUGGUCCUCAGUGUGUGAAAAAGACUUUGACCUGCAGGAUGCAAAGGUGGUCUGCAGGGAGAUUAGCUGUGGGUCUCCUUCUGUCCUCCAGGGGGCGCUCUAUGGAGAAGCAGAGGCUCCAGUGGGGAGCAGAGAGUUCCUGUGUGAAGGCAGUGAGUCUGCUCUGCUGAAGUGCUGCAGCAGGAAGAGUUCAGGUAGAAACAGCUGCUCACCUGGUCAAGCUGUUGGACUCACCUGUUCAGAACAAGACAACUUCAGGUUGGUGGGAGAGGCCAGCCGAUGUGCUGGGAGACUGGAAAUGAAACAUCAACAACGGUGGAGACCAGUGGAUGUUGGGCUUCAUAACUGGAACAUGAACUCAGUUGCUACAGUUUGUGCUGAACUGGACUGUGGUUCUGCUGUUUCAGCAAGAAAGUCAAAGGAAGCUUCAGAGAGACUAGUUUGGAGGAUCUGGUCUGAAUGUUUUAAGUCAGGAUCUGCAUUAAAGAACUGUUUCCCGGGAUAUGAAUACAAUGAUCGGAGCCUUGAGUUCAUCUGCUCUGACUCAGUCAGGCUGGUUCAAGGGACCAACCGGUGCUCAGGCAGACUGGAGGUGAAAACCAACCAGUCGUGGUCCUCAGUGUGUGAAAAAGACUUUGACCUGCAGGAUGCAGAGAUGGUCUGCCGGGAGAUUGGCUGUGGGCCUCCUUCAGUCCUCCAGGGGGCGCUCUAUGGAGAAGCAGAGGCUCCAGUGGGGAGCAGAGAGUUCCUGUGUGAAGGCAGUGAGUCUGCUCUGCUGAACUGCAGCAGCAGGAAGAGUUCAGGUAGAAACAGCUGCUCACCUGGUCAAGCUGUUGGACUCACCUGUUCAGAUCAAAACAACAUCAGGUUGGUGGGAGAGGCCAGCCGAUGUGCUGGGAGACUGGAGAUGUUACAUCAAGAAGAGUGGAGACCAGUGGAUGAUUGGUAUAGUAACUGGAACAUGAACUCAGCUGCUGCAGUUUGUGCUGAACUGGACUGUGGUUCUGCUGUUUCAGCAAGAAAUUCCAAGGAAGCUUCAAAGAGACCAGUUUGGAGGAUCAGGUCUGACUGUUUGCAGUCCGGAUCUGCAUUAAAGAACUGUUUACCUUAUGAUGAUUACCGUGAUAAGAGCCUUGAGUUCAUCUGCUCAGACUCAGUCAGGCUGGUUCAAGGGACCAACCGGUGCUCAGGCAGACUGGAGGUGAAGACCAACCAGUCGUGGUCCUCAGUGUGUGAAAAAGACUUUGACCUGCAGGAUGCAAAGGUGGUCUGCAGGGAGAUUAGCUGUGGGUCUCCUUCAGUCCUCCAGGGGGCGCUCUAUGGAGAAGCAGAGGCUCCAGUGGGGAGCAGAGAGUUCCUGUGUGAAGGCAGUGAGUCUGCUCUGCUGAACUGCAGCAGCAGGAAGAGUUCAGGUAGAAACAGCUGCUCACCUGGUCAAGCUGUUGGACUCACCUGUUCAGCGCCCAUCAGGUUGGUGGGAGAGGCCAGCCGAUGUGCUGGGAGACUGGAGAUAUUACAUCAAGGAGAGUGGAGACCAGUGGAUGUUUCGUCUCGUUACUGGAACAUGAACUCAGUUGCUGCAGUUUGUGCUGAACUGGACUGUGGUUCUGCUGUUUCAGCAAGAAAUUCCAAGGAAGCUUCAAAGAGACCAGUUUGGAAGAUCAUUUCUAACUGUUUGCAGUCAGGAUCUGCAUUAAAGAACUGUUUACCUGAUGAUGUAAACAGUUAUCAGAGCCAUGAGUUCAUCUGCUCAGGUCUGCUGGUUGAGCCGCUCAUCUUCCUCUCUUCCUCCACUGACGGGGUUUCCACAGGCAGAAAGCAGGGGUCUGAGCUCCUCAUUGGCUCAAGUUUCAGCAUCAUGUGCUCCAUCAGACCUCAGUAUGAAGGCGGCUCCUUCCAGCUCAUCUUCAGCACCUCUAACUACACUCAGAACCACACCCUGCCAGCUGUUAAUCACUCCGCCCUCUUCCUGUUCUCUGCUGCUGGCCACGCCCACCAAGGAACCUACCGCUGCGUUUACCACGUCUACGUUUUCUCCUAUAACUUCUCCUCUAUGAGCCAGCCUUUCAACCUCACUGUCUCAGUUAAACUCAUGGAGUCCAUCAGGAAAAGUUCUGCUUCAGUUUCAGCCUAUCUCACUGCUUUGAUCAUCAGUCUGGUUGUCGUCCUGCUGGGUUUGCUGGGAUCAGUCCUGGUCCUUUACUUUAAGGCCAGGAGAAACCAGAAGUCUGGACCAGAACACAUCCUCCUCCAUGAUGAAGGAUCCAGAGCUGAAGGCAGCUUAGAGGAGGAGACUGCAGUCUGAAGGAACCAGGAGAAAAUGAUCUUCAUUUCACAUCCACAGGAAGGAGCAGAGAGAUGUUUCAGACUCCUGGAAAUCUAUCUGUCUAUGUAUCUAUGAUAAAAUGUCUCUGUGCUCCUGCAGCAGGAAGGAAGUUCAACAUUCAGAAAUUUGUAUCUGGACUAACCCUACUUAAGUAAAACUUAUAUAAGGGAACACAAAACAUUCAACAAACAAAAUAUAACAGAAAACCCACUUCAUCAAAAUCUGAUCUUCAUCAACCUUGCAAGGAUAGCAUUUGAUGGGAUAUUUGGGGUCAAAGGUCAGGUAGCCAAUUCCAUUCAGACCCUGAUCCCAGCUUGUGUCCUUGUCUUAGUUGGGGUUAUGAAUUGUGUGACAAAUUGUGUGACAAUAUAGUUCAUCCUGGCUUGUAAUACAAUGUCCUGCCUGUAGGUGGUGUAUGUCAUCACUGCCAUGAUAACCCAUCCAAUAUAUCCAGUUCCCACAAGUCUGAACCAGAUGUGAUCCAUCUUAGUAAGGAAGUGCAUGUACAAUGCAUAGUGGACCCAUGGCUUCGAGAUCAUGGCUUUGUAAAGGAGAUACAAACUCUCUGUGUGAAUAAUGAGGUUCUGGUGACUUGCAGACCAAGUACAUGUAUCAACAAACACGUAGCAACAAACAAAAAGAAAACAUGCGGACACUCUUGACCAAUGUCGUGAAAACUGGUAGAGAGUGGUGAGAUCUUUCCAGGUAUAUGCAGAAAAUGGAUCAUAAAGGCCUGAGAGGCAUAAAUAAUCUUGCAUUUUGAUUUACUGUUCUCAAUCAAUCAAUCAAACUUUAUUUGUAUAGCACAUUUCAGCAGCAAGGCAUUUCAAAGUGCUUUACAUCAAA